GUCAUGCGCAAUUGUUUCCAAAGAAACGCCAUCUUCUGGAAGAGGCAAAUGUUGUUGCUCGAUGAUGACAACUUUUGCUGAUAACUUUUGGGGGGAAAAGAACAAUGGGUUCUUCGUGGUGUACACUAAUAUGAAAAAUGGCCAGACUUCCACCAAGGAUCUUAUAGAUUUCCUAAAGGAAAGCUGUGCUGUGGAGGAAUCUUACAGCAAAUUGCUUGCCAAACUUGCAAAGCUUACUUCCAACACAGCUGUAGUUGGAACGUUUGCACCAUUUUGGGCCGUGCUAAGGUCUCUUAUAGAGAAGCUGUCCAGCCUGCACAUGCAACUGGUGCACACAUGGUCAGAUCUCAUCAAGGACAUGGUUCGCUACAGUGAUGAACAGCACAAGCGUCAUAAAUCUAUGAAAGAAACAGAACAAGGCACUUUGGAAGUUGUUCAAGCAAUACAACAAACAACAGUUGCCUUGCAUAAGGCACGAGAGAUAUACCAUACACGAUGUAUUGAGCGGGAGCGAUUGAGAAGGGAAAAUGCAUCACCAAAAGAAUUGGAAAAGGCAGAAAUUAAAUACAAGAAAGCAUUUGACGAAUACAAAAAUUUGAUUGACAAAUAUGAAUCAGUGAAAAGCGUUUUUGAAAAGAAGAUGACUGAUUCUUGCCAGCAUUUUCAAGAACUGGAAGAGGAACAUAUCUGUCAGAUGAAGGAUUUCAUUGAUACAUAUGCAAAAUCAUGGGAGAAUGAACAUGCCCUGCUAGGACAGGUGCAUCGAGAGUUCAAGCUGAACUGUGAUGAGCUGACCGUGCAGAAACUAAUAUCUUCAUUCAUGGAGGCCAAGAGAACUGGUACAGAAAAACCAGGCCCCAUAGAAUUUGUGGAGCCAGACUUGUCAAGUAUGUCAACCCCUGUGACACGCCCAAUGUCUCCGGACCCUGCAACAAGUGACAAGCGUGAUAGUCUGACGGAGAAGCAGAAACAAGAGGCUGUCCUGUUUUUUGCUGACUCUAGCGGAAGCCCGAGUCCCGUUCUGUCUGAUCAGCCAGGCCCACUCAGCCGAAGCGUGAAGCUACGCGUGUCGCGCACAUGGUUCUUGAAGAACAAAAAUAAGAAGAAAGAGAAGAAGAAAGAAAAAGAAGACAAAGAUGACAAAGACAGUGAAUCUGUGGAUGCUGAAAGUCAAGGGGAUGGCCCUGAAGCAGAAGUAGAUGAAGAAGGAUACCGCAUUCGUCCAGAUAAUCCUAUGGAUAAUAAUGGAGAUAAAAAUAGCUGGUACUCCAGUGAUAGCGACACUGAUUCAGAUGGUGAAGAAAGCAGAAGAAAAAUAAAAGUGGAAAUUCGACCACUGAGUCCAACAAACAAUAGUUCUACAACAGGCACCAUUGAAGACAUCCGUGCCUCCUUUGAGGGGCUUAGAUUAUCUCCCUCUGCAGUGAGAAAGCGAAGUCAGACCCCAAUUGACAAGAAGAUGAAGAGGUCACAGUCAGAGUCAGACACACUUGAGAAAUAUUGUACUCUAGGCCGGAAUCGUACUCGUGGUAAACCAAGUCAAGAUCUCCUCAACCUUGACUUUUUUGGUACUUCCUCCAGUGCUUCCACACCAACAGGCACCUCGUACACCCUGCCAUCUCCCAUCUCCCCCAAGACUGAGAUUAACUGGAACCUUGCCUCUGCAGGCCCACAGACCUCAAGGUCCUCUUUUCCGACAUCAUCCCCAUCCAACCUGACUGACUUGCUAAGCCCAAGCAAUGAGAGUGGCAGCAGUAUAGGGGGCAGAUCAAGUACAAAUCCACACCUACUAGCCAGCUCAACUCCCCAACUACCAGUGGCAGCAUAUCCUUUCCUGCUGCUCUCCCGGCCAGGCCUCCGUCACGCUCAAGGGCAAUUCUCCCACAGGGCACUUUCAAGAAUGCUGCAUCAAAUUCAGAGCUCACCUCUGAAAGUUCAGAAUGGACCUGCAAGCUUAGUUCGCAGUGACAGUAGUGGACCAGUCACAUUCAACACUACCUCAAUGCCAGUAGGAUCUUCACGAGGCCCCAGUCCACUCACCAUCGGCAUGUCUGACACUAUUCCCCUUGCUAUAGCCUUCACAGAAACAGUCAAUGCCUUCUUCAAGGGUCAUGAUGCCACAAAGUGUGUUGUACGGAUGUCAGGCAACCUGAUGAUGUCAUUUCCAGCAGGUGUUGUCAAGGUCUUCACAGACAACCCAUCACCACCCUCUUUAUCUUUUCGUAUACGAAGCAAUGGUCACCUUGAAAACUUGAUUCCCAAUAGCAGUCUGUUAUCUAAGGACAGCAGUCAAAACACAGGUGUUGACACGUUGACAUUCACAUUUGACAUGUUGUCACUCAUAGAGCAUCUACGACAUCAGGGAGAACAGAAUAAGACAGCCUCCUAUUUCAAUGUUGACAUCCUUAAAUACCAGAUAAAAGCCAAGGCAGGUGUUGAUAGCACCCCACUGCCACUGGUAGUGUACUGGAAGUGUGAAGAAAACACAACGGAUUUUCGCAUGGACUACCGCUACAAUGCCUCAGCUAUGUCAGUUGCUGCCACGCUGAAGAAUGUCACUGUCGCAGUUGGACUUGAUGCUGAGGUGUUAAAAAUGCAUAGCCUGCCAUCAGCGAAUUGGGAUGCUGACACAAAACGUGCCAUGUGGAAACUGAACGACAUAUCAGAUGUCAGUGAACAAGAGUCACAGGGCUGCAUUCGUGCCAAGUUUGACAUCAAAGAUGGCCCAGCAAAACCAACCACCACAGCCUUGCAAUUUGCUGCAGAGGGUGCCACACUUUCAGGGGUGGACUUUGAGUUAGUAGGCACAGGCUACAGGAUGUCGCUUAUUAAGAAGCGCUUUGCAACAGGUGAGCUAAGUGACCAAGUUCUUCUUAGUUGUAUUUAUAUCUUCCAUUCAUAAGAUCAAGAUUUGUAAUAACUUCUCGGUCGUUAUGAUAAGAAGCUGCUUAAAAGAUAUUAAUGAACAACACUAUUAAAAAAAAACUGGUGACAAUAUGUGUUUAACUCAGUUGCUUUAUAUCACCCUGUCCCUCUCCAAGAUUUGCCUACCAGGUGCACUUAAACUUUAGCAAAAUCAGCAUCAAAAUAGUUAAAAAAUAAACAUGAUUUACACAUGAGUUUAGAGCAUCUGGGUUUAUUUUUUAAAUACAUUUUAAAAUGCAUGAAGGGUCACUUAAGUAAAUUUGUGUUCAAGUGAAAAGACCUGAAAAAAAAUCCCACAUAAAACCUGUUACAUUUGAUCCCUGAACAGCAUGGGUUUGAUCUGUGCAAUUCCACUUAUAUACACUUAUUUUUUCCCAUUAUAUUGGACAAUUGUUUUUUAGACUUGAAUUUGAAAAUAAACUUAUAGCCAAAUCUCAUAUCCCAGAAACAAAAAAAAGGUAGAUUAUGAGUGCAUCAAAUAUAUGAACAUGUUCGUCUGUUUUAUCAUAUAUUAUCAUAAAACAUGCAAAAAUCCAUUAGAACAGCUAAUGUAUUAAAACUUAGUCGAAAGUUUAAUGUGGAUUAUCAGUUUUAUAGGGUGUUAGCAGCUCUAACUCCUUCAUUGUUCAAAGGUUUACUCUUAUUCACUUU
Molecule: messenger RNA, 3576 nt
Organism: Pomacea canaliculata
Lineage: Eukaryota; Metazoa; Mollusca; Gastropoda; Architaenioglossa; Ampullariidae
Product: F-BAR domain only protein 2-like
Biological process (GO): clathrin coat assembly; clathrin-dependent endocytosis
Cellular component (GO): clathrin-coated vesicle; plasma membrane; clathrin-coated pit
Source: RefSeq, a predicted model, not a curated record